Messenger RNA from Taeniopygia guttata (zebra finch), 8245 nucleotides. It is a transcript of the gene PJVK, whose product is annotated as pejvakin. The record is from RefSeq and is a predicted model, not a curated record. Gene Ontology annotation, cellular component: cytoplasm. Gene Ontology annotation, biological process: programmed cell death. NCBI's taxonomy places the organism in Eukaryota, Metazoa, Chordata, Aves, Passeriformes, Estrildidae.
GCAAAAGCACUAAAAUGGUGGCUUUUCCUCUCUAACUUUUUUUCACUGCAGGAAUACUUUUAUAAAAUUUUUCCCAUGUGAUUCUCUGUGCAGUUUCUUUACAUCUGUCAGGAACCACCAACUGCAGUCUCAAAGAAGGUAAUUUUCUUUUUGGCAGUUCCUAGUUAUAGCUUCAUACUGCAGCUGAUAAGAGCCUUUUUCUUUUUUUCUUUUUUUUUUUCACUUCAGCUUGUUCUUUGUUAUUAAAGGGAGCUUGCAGUAUGCUUCUGAAAUUUUGAGAGAGGGUGUAGAAAAAAUUGUUCCUGAUGUUCUCUAAUAGAUUUGAAAAAAGUGGAAAUGAAAGAAAAAAAAAAUUACUUGACACCCACCCUGUCUGGCCUCUUGGAAAAAUAACAGUAUGUGGGAUUUUGAUAUUUUUCCAUUAUGUGUUCUUGUCAGCUGUUCAGCCCUUAAAAUGAAAGCAUAAUAAAAACUAAGAAUUUGGUUGGGAGGAAAAAUUAAGGUUUUUGUUAUUUCCUGGCAUUGUAAAAAGAACAAGUGUUCAAACAAUCUGGAAUGCUGCCUGAAUGGAAGAAAUUGCAAAGGAAGGGAAAAGGCUUUUUUCAUGAAUGGCAGUGCUUUCUGUCUUGUGUCAGAGUACACAUCUUGUCUAAGCCCGUGCUCUGUGCAAAGGGGCACACUAGGAGCUUUUCCCUGUUAACCAUUCCACAAGGGAAAUUUAGCUCUGCUUUCACCUUUGUCCAGUUGAGAUCUGUCCUUGCCCUCUGAAUGCUUUGGAUGACUGUGACUCAGCAGAAUUACUGUGCAUGAGUGAAAUGUGAAAGGUUUUAUGUCUUUACUUAAUUGAUGAUAAAAAAAUCAAUGCAGCAAACCUUUGGGAAUAGAGCGCCAGAGGCCUGAGAGGCUACAUGAGCAACCUGACACCAAAUUUAGCAUCAAAACUAUUACUUUAGGUAUGAAAGAAAGUAAAUUGCAUGUUUAGCUUUAAUCUAAGCAGGAGACAGGUGAUGCUUCUUCAUAGCCACAAACAUGUAGGCGCUGUGGUGUGGUGAAGUGAGACAGCGUGGGAAGCUAUUGACAGGAUUUCAUCCUGACUCAGCUAAAGGAGUUGCCCACAGAAAGCUGUUCCAAGUUUCACUGCUGGUACAAAAAUCUGUUCUGAUAUGAUGAUACAUAGCAUUUUUGCACAGCAACAUAUCAAGCCACAUGGUUCUUCAAGACCUCGUGAUCUUACUAAAUAUUUAAGUUGGUCUAAAGGUUAAAAAAACACUGCACUUCAAUACAGAAAAUUAUUUUCCAAGAAAGUAAUUAUUACUAAGUCAGGUUAAAGGAAACUAAGCUAAAAUAUCAUUCAAACCCAGAGUACUGGGGGCUAAUUGAGGAAGUACUCUAUUUUUAUUGAGUAGUGAGUCUAAUUUUACUCAAGGGCAGGAAAUAAAAUGCCUUAUAUUUAGACUGCCAUUUUUAUUUCUGAGAGCUGUGUCUAAGAUUUAACUUCGAGUAGAUGAAAAUACAGGUUAGGUUGUAUAUCCUGUCUCUAUAUCUCAAGUGCAUAUUAGUACAUUUUAAAAAUUCAGAAAAAAAAAAAAAGGUGUGCAAAGAUGCAUUUUACAGGCAUGAAUCUGUUGUGAAGAUGCUCUUUGCCUGUGAUGAGACUACAUUAGAUUAUGUUUGUAAUUACAAGGAUAAGUUUCAAAGCAAAACCAAACAUGUAGUUGCUUUUCUCACUGAUUAGUGUCUGGCUACAUUUCCUUCAGUAAAGAAAAGAACCUGAUUAUUAGCUCAAAUUUCACAACAACCCUAGGCUUCUUGAGCAGGUUUAUGACAAGUCAGUGGAGGAAAAAAUUAUAAAUAAACAUUCUCAAUAGGUUACUUUUGACUAUAAAUUCUGGUAAGGAUGCUGGGUUAUUUCUUUCAACUGAUACAAUUUUAGGUGUUGUCUUUUAAAUUCCUCUUUAAGUAAGUUAUUUCUGAGGGCCUUGGAUUACUUCUAGCAGUCAAAGACAUUCAAGAGCACAAGAGCACAUCCAUUCUUCAGUUCUAGUUCAAGAGCUGACUUCACUUAAAUGCUGAUCAGCUGACCUAGAAUAACAGUAUCAGGCUACUUUUCAUGUUUGGUGACAAGAAUUUUUUAUGUCACCUGUCUGUUAAAAAUGUUUAGUAUCUGGAAACAGCUCAAAUCUAUUACUCUAUGCCUACAGCCAUGAAAAGAAUGAAUUAGGAAACUAGAUGAAGACAUAUUCUUGUCUUGAAAGCAUGAAAAGGAACAGGCUGAAUAAACAUAGAGAUGAUUAUGAAAGAGGAUGCUGAAUUAUUGCAUGCACUACAAACACUGAUUUAAUUUUGUCUGUUUAUGAAUACUCUGUAUCCAGAGGCUUUUGUAAUAGUAAUAAUCACUUCUUGCAGAAUGUUUCCCUGAGAAGUGGCACAUCAGCACAGCCACAUGCAGUGAGUUUCAUAGACAGAGGUUAAUUGCCCAGUAUCACAGGACAGCUAGUGCCAAUGCCAAAAAUAAAAACAGUCCUGCUGCUCAGGUUAAAGCAGCAAGGAACAAGUUGUCUAUGACUGAAGGAAGUUUUAUAUAGAUAUAACUGUACCAGCACCCAUCAGACAGCUUAGCAUCGACAAUGUGAGUUAUAACAUAGCAGUCAAAUCCUUUGUUUUGUAAGUUUUCUUUAGAUACAGUAGCACAGUAGCAUCUACAGUUCUACAUCCUCAUAGAGGUGGAUGGGCAAGCCCACAAAGCUGUCCUGUCACACAGGCACACCUACUGACACAUGCUGGGUAAAAAAGAUUUGGCCAUUUGGGCAGCAUCCUUCAAAGGAAAAGAAGCAUUAAAUAUACUUUAGGUCACGCUGGCUUGUUUUUUUCCAGAUUUGUCUUCACAAGCUAAUAAUGCUACAUGAUGAAAGUAGCUUUGUUGUAUACAGCAAUGUUUAUGUAACGACUGAAAGCUGGAAGAGGAAGGGAGAAAAGAAAUCUUAAGUAUUAACUGACUGGAUAAACUGAGCUGGUAUUGAAAAGAUUAAACCCAAAAUUUGCACAGUAUUACGCUGGUAAUUUGUUUAAUAUCUUCUUAAUGAGCAAAAAGAUGCUGUCAGUUGCCAGACUUCUCACAGGUGGUAAUUGUAAAUGCAAAUAUACUAUCUCAGCAUAUCUGUCCCUGGAGGACUACUUUUGCAUUCAUUUUUAGUAAAGGCUUCACAUGGAUGUUAAUGCAUCCAUCUCUCUACUGAAAAUAUUGCCAUUAAUGCUGGGGCAAUUACAAAGAAGAAAAAGCUGGGAUAUUUUAUGCACUUUAAAGAUGGACACAUGAAACAUAGAUUAAGUAAUCUGUAUGUUCAUGAACAAAGGUCUGGAACCUGAAAGGUAAGUCUGUGGAAGAGCAUAUAAAACUAUCACUAUAAUUUGUAUUUCAGGAGCUCUGAAGUUGUGUAAAUCAUGGUAUUAAACUGGCUGGUUUUGCUCAUACAGGAGAAUUUCUAGACAAAUACCACAUAAAAAAACCCCAAAAAAGAAGUCAAGUGCUGUCAAACCCACUCAGGUUUUUGCAAAAACCCAAAAAGUGUGUAUGUAAUUAGAACCAUAUUUUGCCCAGUAAAAUGUUAUUUUUGUUACCUCCUGAAAUAUAACAGUGUCCAUAUCACUCAGAUCCUGUGUUUCUAGGGAAAUACUCAUGCCAUAUGCUGGAAAGUUAGGGAAUUUUGUGAGUAAUUUUUUCAGUAGCAUUUUCAUUUGCUGUUUUUUAUAUGUUAAAUUCUUUCAUUUGUUCUUUUGCAGAGGUCUGCAGGUAAAUAUAAUACAGUUCAAAUGCACUUGCAGUGUACAUGAUACACUCCUGUUCAGUAGCCAGGAGAUCUGGCAACUGAUGGCAUCCUUUUGUACACUAAGAAGAUAUUUAACAAAUUGCCAGUAUAAUUUGGUAUAAAUUGUGGGUUUAAUCCUUCCAAGUGAAACAUCAACUAAGUUUAUCCAGUCAGUUAACACUUAAGAUUUCUUUUCUCCCUUCAACUCAUUGCUUAAUCAUGCUAAUCUUAUGAUAUGGUUGACUGUGACAAGAAAUAAAUUAAAGUCAGAUCAGUUCAAGUGGAUUACAGAUGGUUUAAGAUUUCUGGCUUGAAAAUAAUGAAAUAAUUCCACAUUUUCAGUUCAUUGGACAAAUCUCUAGCUUGCACUGCCUUAGAUCACAUUAUAAAUGUGUCUUUAGACACUUUGUAAUUACAGGGGACCAACAUUUCUGCAAGGGAUAAUGUAGCAUAACUAUCCAAUAUUAAACCAAAAAUCAUUAUGGAAUUAUUCUUUAACUACACAAAACCUUCUGCAUCUUCCAACACCAUGCAGAGAGCAGGAUUGUCCUCUAGGUUUUACUCUUAAAAAAUCCAUUUUUUUUAUCAAUAUGAUGUGAGAAAAAAAAUACAGUAUUUAGGCAUAAAAUAUUCUCAACUAUAUAUAGCUAAUACUUGCUAUGUUACUACACCAUAGCUAAUGCCCACUCUGAAAAAACAGAACUCAUCUUGCAUAGGAAAUACAGUCUCUUGCUCUUCCCUCCUCAGCUCUGUGCUGAGGGGAGUAGAACAUUUCAGCCCAGAUCCUCCCCAGGGAGCAAAUGUGAGUAAGGACUUUCAUCUGCACAAUUUGGCGAGACCAGGCAAGAUUUUUUUUAUUCCAGUGAUGACUCAGGCAUAACUUAUUCACUUGGAAAUUAAAAUGUUUUUCAUUUAUUCAUUUCCCAAAAUGAGAGGAUGCCAGGGCUGCAGAAAUGCUGGAAGUUCAUAAGUACACUGGUGUGCCAAGUACAAAAGUGUCUAGUGCUGGAGGAGCAGGGAAAUACCUUAUGUUUCUUCACUUGGAUGUGCAAAAUUAGUGAAUGUUUUCAGAUCAUGGCAAUGUUACUGUACUCAGACUCCUGUUCUCUGAUCUGUGGCAUGAGGACAACACAAACAUCUGCUGAAGCAUUUUUGAUGGAUUAUAGGGUGUUAGAGUAACAGGAAUAGCACGUAAACAUAUCAAAUGAAACUAUUCAUUAUCAAAAUUAGAGCUUAGAUCAGACUGAGUGUGAUCUAUGACCUCAUACCGAGUAAGAAAAAUACAAAUGCAUGUUGAAUAAACAGUGCCAGCUGGUCUUAAUAAUGUGUAGAAAAAUAGUAUCUUGUCAAACAUAUAUAUACAGGAUUAAUCUAAACCAAGGAUCAAGGGGCAAUUUUCAUUUUAGAGUUCCCUUAGAUAUUUCUUCCCUUUGAAAGCUUUUCAGUUGUUUUAAUGUGUUUUGAUUGAGCAAAUAUGCACACGGUUUUUCAGAUAGUGUUGUAUGAAAUUACACCCAGAAUUAAUUGCAGCCUUUCCCAUGCUUUCAAUUCAAAGUCUAUACAAAACCUGACUCGAUUUUUCAGCACCCUCUAGAGUAAGCAGAAAGAUCCAGCAGCCUUUCCUUUCAUAGCUAAAGUAAUGCCAUCCUUUUUUUGCCAUUUUGUUGGAUUUUCUGAUACUCUGAACCUUUAAAAAUAUUAUGGAAGUAUUGACACAUGAUAAAUUAUUAAAUAAGUGUUCAUAUUAUAAAAACAUUCCUUCAGGUACUUUCACAUAAAAACCUUACUUCAGAAAACAAAAGCCAAUCAAACCAAUUGUAACCUGGCAACCAGGGACAAUAUUCCUACUGAAGUGUAACUUUACAAGCCAGUGGCUGAUGCUUUACCCACUGCAGUGGGAGUCUCUGGGUAGCUGCAGUGGGAGUCUCUGGAAGAAGAGCUGCAAGGUUUAGCCAGUUCUGUGUUCAUCAAUCUUACUAGAAAAUUGAGUAAUCGUCUACAUGAGGGUGGGUCAGCUCCUUCUGCCUCUCUCACAGAUCCUCCACUGUGCUCUCUACUGUCUGUCUUCUCUUUACAGUUUUCUGUCUUUUUACACUGGGGCUUUAUAUCUUGGAUUCUUGACUUGCUCAUCUCAAUACUGUCACUUUUUAAUGCAAUUUUAAUUCUCAUAAUUUAAUGAGAUUUUCAGUAAUCUGAGCUAAAUGCAUGGAGCUCAAGCCUAGCCCUUGGGUCACAGACAGCUAAGUCCAUGGGAGAUUAAUAACAAAUUAUAAGAGCCCACUGGUGUUUCCCCCAUGCCCCAGCCUGCUCUGAUCUCACACUUCAGCCCAGCCCAGCUCAGUCCCCAGCUGAGCUCUCCCAGGCAGGUUAUGCCAGUGCUGUGAAAGGCAACACCAUCUACAGAGCUCCCAGUGCUCAUCCAAGUGUAACUCCAGUGCCCUCCCAGAGCACGUCUGGGCUGCUUUGUUGGUGUUGCUAAAACACCAGAAUUCAGCUGCAGCAAGGACCCAACAAACAGCAGUCACCAAUAACUCCUAGUGGGAAGUUGAGGGUUAUGAAAGUUAGUUUUCUGUUUCUAUGACAGUAAAUUUUGUCUUUUAGGGUGGCAAUAAACUGCCAAGAAAAGGUCACCAUUUCCCUCUCAGUUUACAGUGUUAAUUCAUUAUUCAUCAUACAGAAUUAGAGAGCUUAACUGAAGGUCUCGGAGAGAAGUCUCAAGCAGUACACCAUAGAAGUUCACUAGCUAAGAUGCUGUUGAUUCUUUAAAAGUGAGAUAUAACUCACUCUAAAAAAAGCAGUUUGACAGAUUUUUUCCCCAAAGCAUGCUAAUUUUUUUGCAAGAACAAUAUAAGAAUAAUUGAACAUGGGCUCGAUGUCUGGAAGCUACACUUGAUACAGAGCUUUUUAUUAUUAUCAUUAUUAAUGUCAUAAUAUGUUUGCUGCUGCAACCAAAAACUUCGUUAAACAGGUUGGUGAUGGAGGAAGAUUAGUUCCAGUGCCCAGCCUCAGUGAAGCUGACAGAUACCAACCUCUGAGCCUUGUGAUUAAAAAAAGAAAAUGUUUGCUUUCAAAAAAAUCUAAAUUUGCUUCAACACCUUUCACAUUAAAAGACAUUCUUCAAGGGGAGAAAGAAAUUUCUGCAGGUGUCUCGUCUUACCAGUUGCUCAACUAUGAAGACAAAUCAGAUGUUUCGCUUAAUGGCAGAAGAGGAAAUCAGAUAAUGAAUGAUGUUGGUUUUGAUGUUGCUGGAUCAGAUUCUGUUGCCUUUAAAGCUUCUUUUGGCAUAGUGACCAAACACGAAGUCGAAGUACCAACAUUACUUAAAGAACUCACUACAAGAAAAAUAAACUUUGAUCAUUGCCUAGUCCAGCAAUCAAGAAAAAGUAGGAUGGAAAUUUUGUGUGUGGUCAUGGAAAGUAUUCGAACUACAAGGCAGUGCUCAUUAACUGUCCAUACUGGAAUGCGUGGAGAGACAAUGAGGUUUCACAUAAUUGAAGAUCAGAAUUAUAAAGGGCGGGACAAAGCCAUUGUUUUUCCUGCACAUACAACUAUUGCUUUUAGUGUAUUUGAACUCUACAUUCAUUUGGAUGGUAAUUUCGAACUUUGUGUGACUCCAAUUGCAAAAGGAGGAUUUGAAAGAGAGAAAUCUGGAUCAUCUUCACUGACCAAAUUCAGGAGAUUAAAGAAUAAUCUGUUUCAUCGAAAUAAAGGAGUAGUGGAAAUCGUUGCUAACUCUGAUCCUUACUUGGAGGACCUUUUUGCAGAUUAUUAUGAAAAAGCUGCAAGCAUGACUGAUCUCUCCACAAGCUAUCUCAGAGACGGUUCUCAUAUCCGAAUUAAUUUACUUAAUAACAACAUCCCCAAAGGGCCCUGUGUCCUUUGUGGAAUGGGAAGUUCAAAAAGGGAGACAGUCUAUGGAUGUGUGGAGUGCUCUUUUAAUGGACAGAAGUACGUACGCCUGCAUGCCGUGCCCUGUUUUGACCUCUGGCAUAAGAGAAUGAAGUAACUGAUCUGGGAAAGUGCCUGUUAUCACAGACAUGGGCAUAACUGUGCCACAAACUUUCUGGAGUUAGUGAAUAUGUCUCCAAUUGAGAAAUGCAAAACAAUGGAAGUGCAAAACAUUUUAUUAUGCUGUUAUCUUCAAAUUCUUUGCUUCACAGUCAACCUCUACUUUAAAAUGCACAUGAAUUUCCUGACAUUGCUGUUUUUUGUAGAACUUUCUCAUUAUCAUAAUUAAAAACAUACUUUUAAAUAGUAUUUUCUAAUGUCAAAAUAUAUGCUAGAACUUAAAGUUGUUUAUACAAACUUAUUGUUAAACCCCAAAAUGUUGCCUUUCUUUACACUGGCAUAUGAUGGUUAAAUGAGAAUAUUUGUUAAUAAUUUAGUGUUCUCAUGAAUGUUUAAUUGAAGUAUCAGAUUAAAAACCAUGCUAAAACUUA